Messenger RNA from Caenorhabditis sp. 36 PRJEB53466, 4583 nucleotides. The record is from the annotation of a GenBank genome assembly. Lineage: Eukaryota; Metazoa; Nematoda; Chromadorea; Rhabditida; Rhabditidae.
AUGGCGGCGGUCCGUGCGGGCGCCGUCGGCCUCUCCAAACAGGCACGGUUCGUGAUGUAUUCAUCGACCAGAGGUAAGGCUUAUUUUCUGAAAAUUGGCAUCGAUUGUUGACGGUCACGGGUUCAAGGCAAGGUUCGAGCUGCAGUAUUAUUGAUCCAGAAAUGUGGAGCUUUUACUUAUUUUCUAUUUAAUCGAACCCAUUGCCAGAUAGGAAAAACCAAAGUAGUUCCCGAGAAAACUGUAAUAGAGAAGAUGACCCCAACAACGUGUUGCGGUGCCCUUCUAUUACAGUUCAAUUUCUAAAAGUAUAACUCCAAAAAUAUUUAUGAUAUUGCCCGGUAGAGUUCGUUAUGCCGUUUCUCGUUGACUGCACUUCUAUCAUCCGACUGUGAUUUGAGGCGUGCCCAAAAUAACCUGGUCUAAACAUCUGUUGCCGCUUUUUUCCGUUAAUCGAGUCAGCAACUGCAUAGCCAAUCAGUCAGAUAACUAGAUUUACGUCUAAUUCCCCCGUAUUAUGAAAAUCUGCCGGCUAGAAAACAUCCAAACUCAGAUUUGUCCAUGAGAAACAGAUGACGUCUGGCGAGAAUGUAGUUCCUGUUGAACGCUUUGAUUCGUUCACAAUCAGAGUACGGAAAGGUUGCCAUGAAACCAAAGUAGAAUUCUGCAAGCGUUGACAUCAUCUGCUCGUGCCUGCGUCGUCGCAUGAGCUGCUCGGAUCCAGCUCAACCCGAAAGACCCGUCCAGCUGUCGGUGUCGGCGUCUCUUCAUCCGCCGCAAGCACACGCGCACAACUUGAUAUCAAUGAUUAUAUAUCCACAAAAAAAGCAGCCGGCUCCUUUUGCGCACGCGUCGGCUCACGCACACCUCUCUCCACACAUUCAUCCAUUCUCCAUUCUCGUCGGUUCACCCACCUCCAGCCGCUCAUGGAUUUUCCCAUUGUCUGAGCUGGAUCACCAUUUCCUGUUUGUCUAGUGUGCAUUAGCCGGGUGGGAACUGGCGCACGGAUGCCGGCACCGAAGCACUUCUUCGCACUAGGCACGUUUUGAGAAGUCGCGAUGCAAGAGAUUGAAGAAGAAGAAGAAGGUACGUUCGGACGGCGCACCGCAAUUCAAUUUCCAACUGUCUUUUCUUGUUGCUUUUUUAAAGGAAAACUUCGUUCAGCAAGCUUCUUUGCAUCUAAAAUUUAUGCGAAAAGAGUAAAGAUACGGUAGCUGAUUAUUGAUAAUCAUAAACGUUUCCGUGCAGGUGAAACUGAAAAUGAGAGUGGCUCUUUGUGUCGGGCUCCCUUCCUAAUCCCCAUUUAUUCGCUUUUCUCUCUUCUUUCUCAUCUGUUUUUUUGCGUAGUCUAUGCAUAACGGAGUAGGAGACUUUUCGGACGGAAAUUCAGGCCAUUCAUUCGUCAUCGAACGGACACGGAACAAAAGGAAAAUGUCGGAAUGAAGGGCAAGUUUUGGAUCCGGAAGAUAGGACAGGCACAAUACUGUAAAGUUUCCUCUCCAGCUCUGAGCCCGGUAUUUGACCCAGUUUCAAGAAUCCGAUGGGGCCCAAACUAUGCCGCCUGCUUGGACUUGGAUUGAAGCAUCUUGAGUCCAAGUUUCAAACCGAUCGCAUGAUUCAAAUACACUGAUCUAGGACCGUAAAACUUUGGUUUUUGCGAAACCCCAGGGAUUUCCAGGCUCCGAAAAAACCUUAAACUAAAAGUUCCUAUGAAAAGUUCCUAGGCUUUCAGAAGCGUCAACUUAUAAAUAAAUUUCCUCUGUUCUCAGUUCUCGAUGUCUGAAUCAGAUCCCUUCUUUCACCUGGAUAUGCUCCACCUUCUUCUUCAUCUCCUUCUUCUCCCUCUUCUUCUUCUUCUUCUUCUUCAUGUUCUUUUCAGUCCCCAUUCGCCCUAUCUGCAAAUCAAUCUAAACGGGCGCUGCCCCUUUUGAAUGGGCCAUUCCCACCAUCGAAAGAACAUGUGGGAGUUCUCCGAGUCGUAAACUUAAACUCUCCGCCAGUCCCUUUUCCAUUCCUACUUAUAUUUUUAUAACCUACUUCUUCCUGCUGCUGUCACAAGAUGUCCGCCGCUCUCCGUCUGCAAACCAUUCCAGAAUGUCCGCGAAGCCCCCCUCUAAAUGGCCACCUCAUUAUCCGUCUCUGUCCGCAUCUAAUGAGCCACACACACACACACAUUUUCCCUUUUUCUUCUGAAAGUUUGCCCAAUACACGCAAAAUUUAUCAUAUUUCUGCGCCCCUUUGCCAAUGUUUUAAUCAUGAAGAUUCGGGACGGAGGGAAAAUCGCGCAGAAACAAGCGAAAGCGCAUGAAGAAUUUCGAGCGGGCCGAAAUUCGAGCGUUUCCGUGGGAAAAUCUCGCCGGAAUUCCGAUUCCAAUUCCGAUUUUUCGCCCACCAGUAGGGUCUAAUCUGUGAAUUUCGUAGUUUGACCACCGAUUAUCCUUUCUUUUCAUUUCCAUGCUAUCAAGUUCGAAGUCACCCGUUGCGCAUCUCAGCUGCAUUUCCGAUUUCAGUUUUUUGACAUUAAUACACUAUCAAACUCUUGGCCCCUCUUUCUCAGUGUGGUUUCUUGCUAAUCGCAAUGCUUGUUUACUUCUUCCAUUGCUAACUCUUACAUUGAUUCCUUCGUGAACAUUUUCUCACUAUCAGUCAACAACGCGAUGAGCAAAUGUGGUCGGGGAGAACAAAUAAAAGAUGAACGUGUAGAGCAAAAGAUUUGUAUAAAAUCAGAAAAAUCAGCGAAAGUAGUUGUUUAGCCAGUUUCUGACGAUGCCAAAAUGUUUCUCAUAGUGCAUCGUAGCACCCCGAUUUAAGUACUUCCCAACUUCCCAAGAAUGGUGUCUUUCGAAGAGCGAAAUCCGAAAAGUCGUCUUUAGGCUCCGACUGGGACUCCCGGGACAGUGGAGGAGGGGACCGUUCUCGCACGAGUCGUCCGUCCGUCUAUGGAAAACGGUACGGAGUGGCGAUGAGCAACGCGGAGACCGUCCGUCAACGGUGGAAAAUGCGUCGACAGCUGUCGGAUCUGAAAGUCCGUCUGUGCGACGUGACCCUCAUUCUGGCGAUCAGCGGACUCAUUCUCGCCAUGCUCGACGUCGAAUUCACGGCCACUCGGAUUCUCGAUCGAUUCGUGAACACGUCGGAUCUGUCGUUCAUUUUGCGGGCGGCGGCCAUCGUCACCACCAUCGCACUCUUAUUCUUCCUUCUUUUCUUUCAUUUCAUCGAUAUCAAAGUGAGCGCGAUUUGGGGAAUUUCUAGAGAAGCCCUCGACAAUAUAUUUUUAGAUUCAACUAGUGGAAACGGGUACAACAAACUGGAGAGUCGGCGUCACUUCCGAGCGUGUUCUCUACACAUUGUUAGAGUUGGCAGUGUGUGCCGUUUGUCCAAUUCCAGGUACCGUUUCCUGGCGAUUCGAAUUCAAACCCAGGAUAUUUGCAGAAACGGGCUUCGUCGCGUGGCCACAACUCUCGAACAUUGCCGAGAAGACCCGUCAGUACGUGUCGAUUCCGAUCAGUGUUCUUCUGACUCUUCCGAUGUUCCUCCGAUUCUACAUCGCCUGUCGCUACAUGGUCCUUCACAGUUCCCAGAAUCAGGACACCGCGACUCGCACGAUCGCCUCUCUGAAUCACAUUGCCGUCGACUUCCGAUUCGUGCUGAAGAGCGAGAUGUACGAGCGUCCGCUCUUCGUCCUUUCCAUCGCUUCCCUCUUCUUCUGGUGCGUCAUCUCGUGGAUGUUGACCCAGUGUGAAAGGUGCGCGAAUUCUCGAUUCAGCGAGGUUCAAUUUCGGCUUUCAGAUACGCGUAUCCUUCUAUCAGCGGGUUCCAACACUUUGCGGACUAUCUGUGGUUCGAGAUCAUUGUCAGUUCCCUCCAAUCUUCCCGUUCAUUUCCCCGCUUUCAGACGUUUUUCUCAAUCGGUUACGGCGACGUUCAAGUGAAUACGUACUGCGGAAGAGGACUCGCAAUGCUCACUGCCAUAGUGGUAACUUCCCAUUUUAUCACUCUUUUCUUAUCAUUCUUCCUGUUUAGGGAACCCUUUUCUCAUCCACACUCAUCGCUCUCAUCAGCCGGAAGUUGAUAUUAACUUCCAGCGAGAAGAGGGUCAACCAUAUAAUCGCUGAGAAUAAUAUCACAAAUGAGUGAGUCGGCGAGUCGAAACAAGGCAAAUUCUGAAUAGAGCACUUUCGCAGACACAAGAACGCGGCGGCCUGUGUGCUCCAGAACACGUGGCGGACUGUGCUCCGUUCGAGAGAUUACCAGAAGAGCAGCUGCCGGCGGAACCAUCAGAGACUCGCGAAAGCACAGAGAAUGCUACUAUGCUCCGUUCUGACGUGAGUUCAGUGGAGCGCACCUGCAUUGUUGAGAAUUUAUUGCAUUGAAGAUUCCGGAAGACUCGAUGGAAGCUGCGAAUGCAAAUGGAAGACGAGGACGACUAUUUCACGGCUCGCCGAGCAUUCAACGAGACCGAAGAGCGGCUCCAGAAGGUUCGGCAGAGGCAAUCCCAACUGGACGGCAAGAUUUCCACGUUGUUCGAAAACGUGGAAGCAUUGACGCAGGCGGUGAUGGCGAGGAAAUGCUACCUGAGACAUUGA